Messenger RNA from Suillus subalutaceus, 1174 nucleotides. Its product is annotated as mitochondrial carrier domain-containing protein. The coding region runs from base 60 to 968 and encodes 302 amino acids. The transcript is spliced from 7 exons. Lineage: Eukaryota; Fungi; Basidiomycota; Agaricomycetes; Boletales; Suillaceae. The record is from RefSeq and is a predicted model, not a curated record.
CCGAGCUCUUUUGUAAGGUUGAACACGAGGUCGAUAUAUCUCAGUUGCGCAUUUCCAAUAUGUCAACACAGUCCCAACCAGCGAAGCAGGCGCAGCAACUAACGCCUUUUGCAUCUGCGUUGGCUGGUGCCCUUGGAGCUUGCUUUAGAAAGCGCAAGGACGACCUGAGCAUGCUAUCAUUGCUGCUCGAAAUAUUCAAACAAGAGGGAAUUAACGGGUGGUACAGAGGCUUUGCUGCAACGAUGCUCAACACUUUCUCUAUGCAAUAUGCCUACUUCUUCUUCUACUCAUUCAUGCGCUCAUCAUACAUCAAGCGCAUGACUUUGAAUUUGCCUCCUGCCGCAGGCGCGCUAUCCCAGAUUUUCACGAUUCCCGUAUCGGUUAUCGCAACCAGACAACAAGUCGGGCGCUCUGCCCGAGCGUCCUCGCAGUCUUUCAGAGAUGAGGCACCAAUGGACGAGUCUUUAUUAGCUGUCGCUCGUGAGAUUAUUCGCGAGGAUGGCGUCACAGGGCUGUGGCUAGGUAUUAAACCCGGCAUGGUCCUGACUGUGAACCCUGCCAUCACGUACGGUGUUUAUGAACGCCUCAAGAGCUUGAUGUUGCUCGCAAGUUCUGCAAACGGUAAAUUGACACCAGGAACGUCGUUUUUGCUUGGGGCGUUUAGCAAGACGCUCGCCACUAUCGUUAGAAUUCAGGCCCGUUCUACUGAUAAGGAUGCAUCAGAGAGUGAGGGUCUGCCUGGUGGUCAAAUUGGAAAUACGAAACCCAAAGCAAAGCAAGCCGGUGCCGUCAGCCUCCUCCUCAGGGUCCUGAGGAAAGAAGGAUUUGUCGGGUGGUAUCAGGGGAUGUCCGCGCAGAUAAUCAAAGCCGUGAUUUCUCAGGCGUUGUUGUUUGUAUCCAAGGAACAGUUCGAGCAUUGGGCCCUGGCCCUUAUGGUCUUAUUUGCAAAGUUCACCUCGCGGUCAUGACGACGCACGUUUUGUUCCUCAAAGGGAUCAGGAUCAGAACGUUGACGAAUAGACGGAUCAUGUACCCAUCCAGAUGAGGCGUGUCUGGCUGCAGGGCCCCGGCUUAUUUACUUUUUAUGUAGUUGUCAGGUGUUGUGGUAACGAGUCAUGGUGAUGUAUGAUCGAGUCAAAACACACCGGAACGCGAUCGUGGAACGGGAAACACA